Molecule: messenger RNA, 696 nt
Organism: Lathyrus oleraceus (garden pea)
Lineage: Eukaryota; Viridiplantae; Streptophyta; Magnoliopsida; Fabales; Fabaceae
Product: putative pentatricopeptide repeat-containing protein At1g12700, mitochondrial
Exons: 1
Coding region: 1-696 (231 amino acids)
Molecular function (GO): protein binding
Source: RefSeq, a predicted model, not a curated record
AUGCGGAGGUUCGUUUCUUACUCCAAUUUUCUCACUUCCUUUCACUCACACUCUUUGUUUAGGGUUUUCUCUCACUCUCUACAUCAAUUCAUUCCCAAUAACUCUAAUGUUGAUGAUGCCGUUUUCUCAUUCCAUCGCAUGCUAAAUAUGCGCCCUACUCCAUCCAUAGUUGAAUUUAACACGAUUUUAGGUUUUCUCGUUAGGACUAAGAAUCAUUACGCCACUACUAUUUCCCUUUAUCACCGAUUAGAAUUCAACCAAAUUCAACCAUGUAUUGUUACUUUAAACACCAUCAUCAAUUGUUAUUGCCACACAGGUCAAAUGAGGUUUGCUUUUUCUGUAUUUGCUAAGAUUCUCAAAAUUGGUUAUCAGCCUCAUACCAUAACUUUGAAUACUCUUAUCAAGGGUUUGUGUCUUAACGGUAAGGUUCAUGAAGCUCUGCACUUUCAUGACCAUGUCGUUGCACAUGGAUUUCGACUCGACCGGAUUAGUUAUGGUACUUUAAUCAACGGGUUGUGUAAAAUCGGGGAAACAAGAGCCGCCGUGAAAAUGUUGAGACAAAUUGAUGGGAAGUUGGUCAAGGUGGACGUGGUAAUGCACAACAUAAUAAAUGAUAGUUUGUGUAAAGAUAAGUUUGUAAUGGAUGCCUAUGAGUUAUAUUGUGAAAUGAUUGCAAAGAAAAUUGUAGGUGUUUAA